Messenger RNA from Aegilops tauschii subsp. strangulata, 888 nucleotides. NCBI's taxonomy places the organism in Eukaryota, Viridiplantae, Streptophyta, Magnoliopsida, Poales, Poaceae. The record is from RefSeq and is a predicted model, not a curated record.
AUGGGCCUCGGUCCAUCCCACCCCAACCGGCCCAGCCCCUGGCUAUAUCCCCCCAAGGGCAAUGAAACCCUAGCCUCAACCCGAACCACCCCCCCCCCCCGCUCGAUACCCACUCCCCCCACGUUUCCCUCGCUCCUCCCCUCUCCCCCCAAUCGGAUCUGGAUCGGGGCAGUUGCCCCGGCCCCGUCGAAUGUCGCCCCUGCCUCCUCCCAGGCGCCCCCACUCGACUGGAUCGGGGAGGGGCCCAAUCCUGCGCCGCCCUGCGCCGCCAACGCCGGCGCCGCCUCGUUGCCACCGUGCUCCGCCACCUUGUCGGCGCCGCUCCACCGCCUCUCCCUCGCCGACGCCAACGUGCCCCGUCGCCCCCCCCCCCUUCCCUGCUCGCAAGUGAGCGCCACCGUCCCCCUUCGCCCCCUCUCUCCCUGGGUCGCCACGGUCACCACCGUCCCCGCCCGCAGUCUACGCGCUCCGGCCGCGCCCGUUGCAUGCUCACCGCGCCCCUCUCCCCGACGCUCGCGCCCCGACUCCGAGCCCACACCACGUCUCCGCUGCGCGCUCACACACCGGCGGCCGGCCUCGCCCGGCUCCGCCGCCCCUGCCCUGCGUGGCCUCGCCACGCCCUCUCCGCCAAUGCCGGACCCCGCCUGCACUGCAGCCUCCACACGCGCGCCUCGCGCCCGUGCUUCCACCCGCGGCCGCUCGCCCCGUUCCUCCACCGUGUCGCGCCCGUCCACCGUUUGGCCGCGCCGGCGGCUGUCCUCGUCGGCCCUGCCUGCCGGCCAGCGCCAGCCGCUCCUGUUGUGGCCGCGGCCACGCGCCUGGGCGUGCGCCCAUGCGGGCUAUGCUCGCACCCUAGGGGGCUCCGCCCUGUUUCGCCCGCCCCGCUAA